Molecule: messenger RNA, 716 nt
Organism: Colletes gigas
Lineage: Eukaryota; Metazoa; Arthropoda; Insecta; Hymenoptera; Colletidae
Product: EEF1A lysine methyltransferase 1
Exons: 5
Coding region: 75-716 (213 amino acids)
Biological process (GO): methylation
Molecular function (GO): protein-lysine N-methyltransferase activity; nucleic acid binding
Source: RefSeq, a predicted model, not a curated record
GUUGACGAAAAAUAAGAAAACGGAUAUUAUUUAAAACGCAUAUUUACUUAGUCAUACUAUUAAAAUUGUAAAAAAUGAGCGACAGCGACGACAAUGAUCUAGAAUUAUGUCCCACGACACUUGCCGCCUUAAACGAGUUUCUUAAAGAGAAGGAAGAAAAAGAAAAUCAAUUCAAAUCCAUCUUAGGAUACCAAUCUACAGAUGUUUCAUUUGAUGAAAAUUGGCAAUUAAGUCAGUUUUGGUAUAAUGACGAGACGACAGAUAAUCUUGCAAAAGGUACAAUAAAUUCUACAGAAACUAAUGGAAAGAUUGCUCUGAUUUCUUGUCCUACACUUUACAGCAAACUGAAAAAGAAAUGUAGCGAUCGUCAAGUUACGCUAUUCGAGUACGAUGAACGUUUUAAAGUGUUUGGUUCUGAUUUCAUUCCAUAUAACUAUAAAUUUCCGUUGGAUGUGCCGAGAGAUAUGUCAGGUUCUUAUGAUUUGGUCAUAGCUGAUCCACCAUUCCUUUCUGAUGAAUGUUUAACAAAAACUGCUCUUACAAUAAAAUUUUUGGCCAAAAGAAAUAUUGUUCUCUGUACAGGUGCAGUGAUGGCAGAAUUGGCAGCAAGAUUAUUGGAUGUUACAAUUUGUAAUUUUAUACCCCGCCAUCGAAAUAACCUUGCAAACGAAUUUUACUGUUACUCGAACUUCGAUUUUGAUAAAAUGUUAAAAUAA